AUGGAGUAUGUUUACUUCCCAUUGGAAAAGGCACUCUUGGAGAAUUUCCAGUCUUAUCCAGACAGUGUUAAAGACUCUGUUGCUACUUUAGAGAUAAGUUUGAACAUUGAUGGCGUUCCUUUGUUCAAAAGUUCACAAAGUAGUUUAUGGCCAGUUCUCUGUGGUAUUAUGAACCUUACCCCAGUUAGAAUAUUCCCAAUUGCUUUAACAUAUGGGAAGUCAAAACCUAAGAAUUUAGAUUUUCUUCAUGACACUGUGAGAGAUCUGAAUAUGGUGUUAAAGCAAGGCUUAAGUUGCGGUUCAAAGGUUCUUAAAGUUUCUCUCAGGUGUGCUGUCUGUGAUGCACCUGCAAAAGCAUUUGUUAAAGUAGUCUAGGACCUGUAUAUGAGUUUGUAUGCAUUUCAUUUAGGACAGAUAAUCUCAAAUGUUUUGGGCAAGUUGACCAUGACGGUCAGCAUGGUAACGUUGCCCGAACCCCAAUCCGGGGCGAAACGUCCGAAACUGACCACACCCAAAAACGACGCUUUCGCCAUACUGCUUAAGUUUUAAGAUUUUGAGUUGAAGGUUUUCAAAGGAAAACCUAUUUUUGAAUGAGCUGUACAUAAAUUAUAUAUUUUCUGAAGGUCUUAAACAGUUUUUAUACCAUUUUCCCCAGCCAAUUCCAGUUUUUUUCUAAUGGACCGUAUCACUAAUCAAGUUUUCAGUUCAUAAAAUCACAAUGUUACAGCUAGAUGUUGAUAUAUAGCCAGUAUAGCUAACCAAUCAGAAUGCAGUAUUGGCUAAACCCACUUCAUAAUUAAUCGAAUAUAAUUUUUUUUCGAAUGUUAUAGAACGUUGCCAGGAUUGUAUAAAAGGAUGAUAUUUGAUAGAUCAUUUGGUAGAUCAAGUAAUUUUUAAUGUUGUGCAUAUUCUUUCCUUAUAUACUAAUGUAUUUAUUAAUAGUUCUUAAAGUUUAUGUAAAUAGUUAAUGUGAAGUCAUUUAACAUUUUGUGUCAAUAAAUAUUUAGAAAAAUUUAUGUUUACUUUAUUUUAAUAUUCUUAACAACCGCGUUUAUUACACAACAAUCAUUUCCCGUUUUAAUUUCCUUUCUCGAAUUUGCCGACGUAGUCAGAAAAUUCGCGAAAGAAUAUUAAAGUACGCAAUGGUUCUGGUACAAUUAAGCUGUGUUAAGCUACGUGUACACACAGGGAUUAUAAUCUGGCCAAUUUAAGGUUUUAACGAAUGCUGCCAUUUUUUUCAAAUAUCAUAUAGUUAAAGCUGAAUCGGCCGACAAAUCAUGUGUGUAAACGUACCUUGAUGCUUUCGUUAAGUCGUAACGUUCCCACAACGUUUUUACCACAUUUUCACAAAGUUAAAAUUGGACGUCCUUAUAACGUGUUAGAAACGUUUUGACAACGUUCAAGUUACGUUCUCGCUACGUUAGCUACAACGUUGCGAUAACGUUUUCUGCUGUCUACAAAUUUUCGUUGUCACAACGUUGUCCCAGAACGUUCAUAUAACGUAAGUCCAACGUUUCCACGACGUUUUUAAAACGUAAUUGUGUUAGCUGGGAAGAGCUCAAGAGAUGGGGUAUCAUCUUCACAUGCUUAGCCUCUCAAGCAGUCAAUUCAAUGAACACAGACUCAUUCUUAAAUGUGUUAAGAAGAUUUAUUAGUUGACGUGGCAACAUACGCGAAUUACGAUCAGACCAAGGCACAAAUUUCAUUGGUGGAAGAAACAAAUUGACAACAGCACUCGAAAGCCUCGACACGAUGCUAUCAAAGGAUUCCUCUCCAACAAAGGCUGCGAUUGGAUCAAAUUUACGAUGAACGUGCCCUCGGCUUCUCUCAUGGGAGGUGCUUGGGAAAGACUUAUUCGUACUGUGUGCUCUGUGCUUUCAACACUUUUGUUUAACCAUGGAACACAACUCGACGAUGACUCGUUAAGAACCCUGAUGACAGAGAGCAUGGUGAACAAUCGUCCAUUGACGGUGUGUAGCUUGUCAGAGCCGGGAAUGCUGGAGCCGCUCAUGCCAAACCACCUGCUAACAUGUAAAUCUGAGAUAAUCCUACAGCCACCAGGCGACUUUACGAGACCAGACCUCUACAGUUGCAAGAGAUGGAGAAGAGUACAAUAUUUGACCAAUCAGUUUUGGCAAAGAUGGCGAAAAGAAUACAGCAACAUGCUACAGUGCGAAAAAAAAAAGUGUACACGUCAGCGCAGGAAUAGCAGAGUAGGGGAUAUUGUCAUCGUGCGUGACGACGAUCUUGCCAGAAAUAACUGGCCACUCGGAAAAGUCGUAGAAGUCGAUCCCAGCGACGACGACCUCGUACGCAAAGUACGAAUCCUUGUAAGUCAUGGAAGUAAAUUGAGUCAUUUGGACCGACCAGUGCAUAAAUUGGUUCUUAUCAUUGCACAAGAUGGUGAAAAAGAGAACAUUUGA
Molecule: messenger RNA, 2423 nt
Organism: Paramuricea clavata
Lineage: Eukaryota; Metazoa; Cnidaria; Anthozoa; Malacalcyonacea; Plexauridae
Source: the annotation of a GenBank genome assembly